Drosophila biarmipes is the source of this 1103-nucleotide messenger RNA. RefSeq lists its product as uncharacterized. The record is from RefSeq and is a predicted model, not a curated record. The coding region runs from base 87 to 785 and encodes 232 amino acids. Lineage: Eukaryota; Metazoa; Arthropoda; Insecta; Diptera; Drosophilidae. The transcript has a single exon.
GCUUCAGUUGAGUUGUGCUGUAACUGUAAAUUUUAAAUAACAUUUAAAUAUUUAUUUUAAAUAGAAUUUUGUGGAAAUGGAAAUCUAUGGCCAAUAUGAGUAUUUUUAAAAAUGGAGAGAAUAAUUUAAUUGGAUCCCGGCAGACGGUCUCCAGUUUAAGUAAGCAUCCAACAGUCGUUCAUGGAAGAGAACGACUAUAUACUGAAAUUGACUCGAGUGGGCACACGGUUAGCCGGUGUUUGACUCCUUACGAGUGCCAGCUUGAGGACGACGUGGAGGAACUGCAAGAGGCGCUACUCAAAAUAUCUUCCGAUUAUGCUAAAAUUCAGUUUGGAGUGCGCCAGGUAGCCUUGGCUUCGUCCAGUGAAAGAGACAGCCUGCUCAAAGAUCUAGAGCACUUGACGUCCCAGGGACUGGAUGAUACUAAACGUAGUCUCGAUUACAUUGUUUCCUCACCAGCAAACAUUCGUGUUAAGCAAAACAACAUAUUUUGCCAGCUUCGAGGACGGCUCAAAGAUCUGACAAUGGGAGCUUGCUUUCAGCAGGAAUGUUAUGGUCUAAAGAGCAGAUCCAUGAUAGCAUGCGAGGGUGGUACGAACAACGCUGAUUUGUUUAACAUUGAAGACCAGAAAGGCGAGGAAUCCCAGGAAUAUAUUUUUAAUUCUGUGAGGAAUAGAAACCCUGUCGAUGGAAACAAGCAACUUGCCCGGGAUGAUAUGGAAUACAACAAAGAAGAUAAUCAUGGUGUAAAGAGUCAUACACUAUUGGCAUCAACAGCUAAAUGACAGAUUAAGACUCAACAAAAUUUAUAGAAAAACUUUAAAAAAAUACCACACAGAACUUUUUGUGGCUUAACUCCGCUGUUAUUCUAUAAAUAUUUUUACCAUUACGCAAAUACAAUAGGCAGCAAGGUAACACAUAGGGAGCAAUGAAACUAUGAAGCAAGAAUCUCGCCACCUAAAUGCGCGUUUAAGAGCGAAUGUUGUGUAUGUAUAAAAAAUGAUAUGAAAUAAGGUGUGAAAUGCCUAGAUAUGUUAUAUAGUAUUUGUUGCAACCAAAAACCUGUUAGGCAAUAAAACAACUUAUAAUCAAAGACCAAAAAA